AUGAGGAUAGGCUGUCUUCAGUUCGCACCUCAGGUGGCCGAUGUCGACAAUAACCUCAACCGCGCCGACUCGGUUUUGAGCAAGGCGAAUACCGACGACCUGGACCUUCUUGUGUUGCCUGAGCUGGCUUUCUCGGGCUACAACUUCAAGUCGUUGCAACAGAUAUCGCCCUUUCUCGAACCGUCGGGCUCCGGCAUCACUUCUCUUUGGGCUCGAACAACUGCUCUCAAGUACAACUGCAAUGUAGUUGUCGGCUACCCAGAAAAGGCGGACGUUUCCAGCCAGUGGCCGACUGGCCCGGAAUACUACAACUCUGCUAUUGUUGUCAACGGAGAUGGAGAAACAAUCGCAAAUUACCGGAAAAGCUUCCUUUACUACACAGACGAGACGUGGGCGCUUGAAGGAGACAAGGGGUUCUUCGAGGGCUGGAUUCCUGGUCUUGGCAACACAUCCAUUGGCAUUUGCAUGGAUUUGAACCCCUACAAAUUUCAGGCACCAUGGCACUCGUUCGAGUUUGCGUUCCAUGUUCUUGAAUACGAAUCCAACUUGGUCAUUGUAUCCAUGGCAUGGAUGACCCGUGAGGAUGGUCGUAUGUUCAGUCGAAUGCCGAAUGAGCCUGAUAUGGAUACUUUGACCUACUGGGUCACUCGCUUGGAACCGCUGAUUCGGUCAGAAAAUGAGGAUGAGAUCAUCGUCGUCUUUUGCAAUCGAACUGGUACGGAAGAUGAAGUGGUAUACGCUGGCACGAGCGCCGUCGUAGGAAUUCAGGACGGCGAGGUCAAGAUUUAUGGCGUGCUCGGCCGAGGUGAAAAGGAACUUCUCGUCGUCGACACCAACAAUCCUCCUUCACUCCGAGCUGCAGCAGACUGGCUCCUCUCCGUCUUCUACGAACGCAUCAGGACCCGGCCCUUCGUCCUUGAGCGGGCGAUCUCUGCAGGGCUUCUCGUCGCAUACGCCAACCCAGCCAACGUCCCCUCCGGACAAUACAUCCUCAGCUUCGGUCUCUUCCCAGAGGUCUUCAAGGCAAGCAAAGGCUCCGCCAAACAUCCAGAUACCGCCUCUGGACUCUUCGCCUGGCUACCUUUCCCGGGACAUUCCUGCAAACUCUCCGAGCGCAGACAGCAUCAAUCUUCCGACCCCCACAGCCCCGAGUCCUACCCCGUUGGCGAUUCGACCCAAACUCAUCAUCCCGCAAUCGCCACCUCUCGCGCCGUGGCAGACUGCAAGCCCCAUCCCACAAAGCACACCGUCACUUCAAAUCCUCGCCCGCCCGAGGAUAGCACGCCGUACCCUCACAGCGGCGCCCCGUUGAGCGGAUAUCCCACCAAGAACACAGACAGGAGAAUCUAUGGUGGGAGUGUAUCGAUCAGUCAAAUGCCAUUCACCCCAAUCACUCCAUUUGACGACGGAUCGCCGGUGGAAGCACGCUAUUUCUGGCGGCCAUCAGACAGUCUGUUGAAGUCACCCAUGGACUCGCGUGCACUAGUCGCUCAACCCCUCAGCGCUCAACCAAAGAGUGCCGUGGCCGAGCCCGAUGACACGAGAACAAUGAGCUUCCACUUCCCGCUAUUCCACGAACCGGGACCCCGGGCGCAAUCGUCGAACUCCGUCCGCACAGUUGCAACGGCAGUUACUGCGAGAAAGGACAACGAUAAGCGUCCGAAAGACAGGAGGCCCACCCCAGUACAAGGCAUGAAGGCGCGGGCAUCCAGCAAGUCAAGGGCUGGUGAUAUCAUUCCGACAAGAGGCGCAACGCCUGCUCAAGAUCCCCUUCCAGAUCGCCCGUCAUCACCCAAGUCUCGGAACGCCAGCCGAUCUCGUACCCAUGAACGUUCAGACUCUGCUCUAGGGAAUCGGGAGCAUGCUAAAGCUGUAUCGCAACACCUGGAAUCAAUCUCGCAUCGAGCGGAGUCUGUGAACAGAAACCGCGGAGUGCCCGAAGUGGUUGGUACUCCGCAACCUGACAGACCCUCGUCGCCAAAAUCCCGCAACUGCAGUCGAAGUCGACCUAGCGAGCAUCUGUCUUCCAUCUUGAUUGCUGCCAGCCCCAGCAUUCUCAGCGAUGAACAUCCACAGCAAGCUCGCCCGGCCGGUGCAGAUGCUCAAAUGUCUCCGCCUCAGCGAUCCAUGUCACGAAUGAGUUUCCGUGCUAGGGCUGGAUCGGCGGCGGAUGUUCGCCCUGGUUCCAGAAGCUCUAUGACGGGCGAGCAUUUCACGACUCGGCCCGUGUCUCGUACUGCCAGUCGAGGCCGACAACCCGGGCCGCUCUUCUCACCGCCGAAGAUGUCGCCGCACGACCCAUCUCUUCCAGCAGAGCAGUCGGCCGACGAGAUUGUACGUAUUCAGCGCGACAGGAAGAGUUCGAUCGGUUCAAAACCUCCCGUCGAGCCCCCUGCUCCACAACCUGAUUUUGCACGAGUCGAGUCCGUUGUGUGCCCUACAUGUCCUGUUCAUGGACGGCAUUCCACGAGUUCUGCUCCGGCACCUCAUGGAGCCACUUUGGGGCACCGAACACCGUCCCCUGACUUGCACGGCAGAUCAUUGUCGUCCCCAGCGGCAGUGAACUCUUCCAAUAGCAUCGAUGCUAUCUCGAGCAGUCAAAUUGGAGACGAUCCCAAGUUCUCAACCACUGAGAUAGGCAAGCCGAGCGAUGUCCUCUCUCUCACUGAGACGAUUGAGACUAUCUCAACGAAUAGCCGGUCACCGUCUACCCCCUUUUUCGAACCCAAGACGCCAAAGGCAAUGGUCAUUAUCCGCGAUUCGGACGACAGCAAUGGGGGCCCUCUUAUCCCAGAUCUGUCUCCUGUUCUCUCUGAUUUGACUUGUGUGGAUAGAAUCGUUGGUCCGACUCCAGAUGGGUCUCGGGCCAUCGCGACUUAG
Molecule: messenger RNA, 2880 nt
Organism: Colletotrichum gloeosporioides
Lineage: Eukaryota; Fungi; Ascomycota; Sordariomycetes; Glomerellales; Glomerellaceae
Product: Protein N-terminal amidase
Exons: 7
Coding region: 1-2880 (959 amino acids)
Biological process (GO): protein catabolic process
Molecular function (GO): protein-N-terminal glutamine amidohydrolase activity; protein-N-terminal asparagine amidohydrolase activity
Source: RefSeq, a predicted model, not a curated record